AUGGCUGACCAGAUUCUUGACCAAAUUCGCGAUGUUGCCGAGGGUCAGAUUCAGGACUUCGAAGGCCAGAAGCUGGCAGACUUGCUCGCAAGUGUACUCCUAGUUGUCGUCGGCGCUAUCUCCUUCAUUGUUGGCCACUUCCUCCAGGACAUCAAGCUCGCCGUCUACAUCGCCCUUGGAGGCACCGCUCUCACCUUCGUUGUCGUCGUACCCCCGUGGCCGUUCUUCAACCGAAACCCUGUCAAGUGGCUGCCUGUCGGAGGAGGAACAAGCAUAUCUACACCCCAAAACUUGGUAAUCGACGAGAAGGCACUGCGAUGA
Messenger RNA from Phaeoacremonium minimum UCRPA7, 321 nucleotides. Its product is annotated as putative microsomal signal peptidase 12kda subunit protein. The transcript has 3 exons. The record is from RefSeq and is a predicted model, not a curated record. NCBI's taxonomy places the organism in Eukaryota, Fungi, Ascomycota, Sordariomycetes, Togniniales, Togniniaceae. The coding region runs from base 1 to 321 and encodes 106 amino acids. Gene Ontology annotation, biological process: protein targeting to ER. Gene Ontology annotation, cellular component: signal peptidase complex; endoplasmic reticulum membrane.